Molecule: messenger RNA, 3204 nt
Organism: Volvox carteri f. nagariensis
Lineage: Eukaryota; Viridiplantae; Chlorophyta; Chlorophyceae; Chlamydomonadales; Volvocaceae
Gene: glgb8
Product: 1,4-alpha-glucan branching enzyme II, isoamylase
Exons: 16
Coding region: 1-3204 (1067 amino acids)
Biological process (GO): starch biosynthetic process
Molecular function (GO): isoamylase activity
Source: RefSeq, a predicted model, not a curated record
AUGCAUGGCGCCCAGCUCGGCGUCGAGACGGAGGGCAUCCAGCUGGGAGGACCGGAGGACGUGGAGGGGCGGCGGGGAACCCAGGCUGGGGGUUUGGGGUUUGGGGUUUUUGAGCGGGUGUGUGUGGAAUGCGUGAAGGCGUCUGCGGGCACAGCCAACGGCGCAACACCGUCUUCGGCUGACUCCAUCCCCCCUUUGUCGCUCUUGCGAGAAUGGAUCCUCGCUGCAACGCGGCAGCCUGCUCGUGCAUGCCCAAGCGCGCCAUCUGCCAUUUCGUCGCUUUACGUAACCGGCGCUCUACACACAUCGGCGCUCCAUGCUGCUUGCGGCAUGGGCUGGCCUCCAGCCUCCACAUCUACAACCCUGCAGUCCAACAGCACAUCUCCUGGCGCGUCAACCUCCCCAACCAGCUGUACGCAACGGAAGUCGGUGAAGCCUUCCUGGAUCUGCUCCGCAGCCGCGGCACCAGCGCCCGCGGUUGCAUUGCAGGAGCGGGGCUCAAUCGACACCAGUCUGGGCCGCUACCGCAGUCACAGCAAGGACGGGGCGUUGGUGGACGCAGUGGUGGAUUCCCGUGACCCACGGGUCAUUGUGGUCCGCGUCACCGCCUCGUACGACAAUGUGCCCCAUCUGGCACCCAAGGAGCUUCAGCUACACUGGGGUAUGUACCGCGCCAGCGGUACAAAAUGGCACCAUCCCCGGGAGGCGGUGCCUCCGGAUUCCUCCCUGGAGCCAGGGGGUAAUGGUGCCAUGCGUACGGCAAUGACGUGGGACGAGCGUACGGGCGUGUGGUCCGUACGUUUUGAGGUACCUGCCAAGUUAGCGCCGCUUCACCUCGCCUUUGCCUUGUAUCAGCCAGCUUUGGACAAGUACGACAACCCGCUGCGCGCCCCGCACUUUUGCGUGCCGGUGGGUAUGAGCGCCGGGCGGCCGGAGCCGCUGGGUGCCUCUGUGGUGGCGUCCAUGUCCCCCGGGGUGGAGGGUGGCGACCCACGGGACGUCGCCUGUGCUGUCAACUUUGCUGUGUUUUCCCGGCACGCGUCAUCCAUACAGCUAUGUUUGGUGCGAGUCAAGGGGGCGGACGGGCCCGGUGAGCCGCUGGUGGCGCAGAAUGUGCUGGAGGUCGUGUUGGAUUCGCUAACUCACCGCACGGGGGACGUUUGGCACGUGUGUGUGCACGGGCUGCAGAUAGAUGCCAUGCCGUACAUUCAGGAUUUGGAGAGCCUGUGCUGGGCCUGGCGCGCUGACGGGGAGAUCCUCUGGCAACACGGCAAUCGCUUCCACCCGGGGUUCAUGCUGAUGGAUCCGUGGUCCACACGUGUCGUACCCGUACUGCUGCCGGAGGGCUCCCACAAGGCCGCCCCUCGCCUGGCCCCCAACCAGCCCCCCACGGAGCCCGUACUGCUGGGCUCACUGGCGGCGUUCGUACACGGAGCCUUCGACUGGGGGGCCGCCGCCAGCCCGGCGGGGGUUCGCGGGGGUCAGAGCCGAGUGCGGCCGCUGGAGGAGGGGAUGGUGGUGGAGGUGGAUGUGGCGGCCUUCACAAGCGGCCCGGAUGCUCAAGGCUCCGUGGCCCCCCAGCACAGGGGCAAGUACCUGGGUAUUCUCGACCGUCUGGACCAGCUCAAGGCGGUGGGAGCCACCUCCGUGUUGCUGUCGCCGGUGUGUAUGGGCGCAUCCGUACCCGAGGGCGGCCCCCGGAGACCCCUCGCGUUGUUCGCCCCCGACCCGGCCUUCGCGGUGGGGGGCCCCCUGGCAGCGGCAGCCGAGCUGAAGACCGUGAUUGCGGGGCUGCACCGGGCGGGCAUUGAGGUGAUCCUGGAGGUCGAGUUUUGCGUGACCGCGGAGGGCGGGGACGCCGGGAGCGGCCGGUUGCAGGGCCUGCGAGGCCUCGACCACGCAGUGUACUACAGGGAUGGUCUUGAGGCCCCCGUACUGAACUGCGGACACCCGGUAGUGCGGUCACUGGUGGUUUCGGCGCUACGCCACUGGGCCACGGAGUACCGAGUGGAGGGUUUUUGUUUCGUCAAUGCAGAGAACCUGGCACAGGACAAAUUUGGCUCCGUUCAGGACAAUCCCCCCUUAGCGGAGGAGAUUGCGGCCGAUCCCAUCCUGCGCAACCUCAAGCUCAUCGCCGCCGUCUCCAACCCCUCCCUGCUUCCGCGCUCGGCCGGGCGGGGCUUUCCGCACUGGGGCGUAUGGAUGCAACUGAACGACCGCUUCACAACCGACCUGAGGUCGUACAUGGUGGCGGGACAGAGAGAUCUCUUCGCUGCGUGUUGGGACGCCGGACUGCCUGGGGGCCUGGCGGCGGGACGGCGGCCGGCCUUCGGAAUCAACGCCGCGGCGCAGCUGGGCGGCCAUCGGCCCCUGCAGGCCGCCGUCACGGUGGCGGCCGCCGCGUCCGGCGACGGCGGCGGCGGCUUCGCCGCUGACGCGGCGCAUUGCGAAGCGAUUGCUCGGUCGCUGCUCGUGGCGCAGUUCGUGNCGGCGGGGCAGCCGCUGGUGGCGGCGGCGACGCUGGCGCGGCCCGGUACAGCGCAACUGGUGGCGGCGCUGGCGGCGGUACGGCGAGGCUACCGCGCACUGCUGUGCCCGCCGUCGCUGGCAUCGCCGGACCGUGUUCUGACGUGGCAUUCGCCGUACGGUGGCGGCGGCGAGCCUGACUGGGCGGGCGCCAACCCAGACGCCGCAGCCAACGUGCUCGUACUUACCAUUGGCGGCGGUCCGUCGCGACCGGGGCACUUGCUGACGGUGGCGUUCAACCCCGGCGGAGAGCCCGUCACGCUGGCUUUACCUCGGUCCCCUGGCGGCGCCGUCUGGCGGUUGCUUGUGGACACGGCACGGCCCGUACCGACGGCACAGGCCGCUGGCGCCGCCAGCCUGGGUGCCGUACUGCAGGCUUCGGAGCAAGGGUCGUACACCAUGGGUCCCCACAGCGCGCUACUGCUCGACGCUGUGCCGCUGGGGGGGACUACGGCGGCAGUGGUAGCGGCGCCGCCAGCGGUGACGGCAGCGCCGCCGUCGACCGCCGCAGCGGCGCCACCGGCGGCGGCGCAGCAGUCACCACCGCCGCCGCCGCCACAGCAGCCGCCGCCAGGGUACGGUCUGUCACCAGCUGCGGCGGCAGCAGCCGCGGCUGCGAGGUCUCAGCCACGGGUGUACAAGGUGGCGAGCAGUCCCAAGCCAACCGGAAACAGUUGA